AUGUCUAACCCUUUUGACCUAUUAGGUAACGACGUCGAAGACUCUACUGUAACUACAGCUCCACCAAAGGAGAUCAUCAAGAAGACUACCUCCUCAAAGAAGGCCGAUGUGCCACCACCAUCAGCUGACCCAUCUAAAGCUAAAAAUAACAGACCAAAACCUUCUGGCAACGACGCUGCUUUCAAAGACAAGCAAGCUGGUAGAUCCCAAAACAAGAAUAAGGAUGCACCUGUUGCUGGGAAAGGUAGAGAAAACAAGCCUUACGACCGUCACUCCAGAACUGGCAAAACUGACUCUGCAAAGAAGAUCAAGCAAGCUUGGGGUGACAAUGAGAAGCAACUAGCUGAUGAAGAGGCUGGUGCUGCUAUUGCUGAAGCUGAAUUGGCUGCUGAAGACGUCGAGGAACAACAACCCGCUGCUAUUUCUUUAGAGGCUUAUUUGAACGAGCAGAAUGCUGAGAAAUUGAACAGCACUGUUAUUCCGCAAAAAGUUGAGAAAUUGGAAGAUGCUGAGCUAUUUGUUAAGAAGGAGCAAGUGUUUGUUGAACCUGCCAAGGUUAAGACCCACAAGCCAAAACAAGUUAAGACCAAGCAAUACCUGGAAUUUGAUGGUACUGAAACCUUCCCUGCUCCAAACAGAGGCCAAAGCUCUAGAAGAGGAGGCAGAGGUGGUAAGAAAGGAGGUAAGAGAGGAUCUCACAAUGCUCCAAAGCAACCAAUCAAAGCUGACUUCCCAGCCUUGGUUUAA
Molecule: messenger RNA, 747 nt
Organism: Eremothecium sinecaudum
Lineage: Eukaryota; Fungi; Ascomycota; Saccharomycetes; Saccharomycetales; Saccharomycetaceae
Gene: STM1
Product: Stm1p
Exons: 2
Coding region: 1-747 (248 amino acids)
Source: RefSeq, a predicted model, not a curated record